This is a messenger RNA of Meleagris gallopavo (turkey), 2648 nucleotides long. The record is from RefSeq and is a predicted model, not a curated record. NCBI's taxonomy places the organism in Eukaryota, Metazoa, Chordata, Aves, Galliformes, Phasianidae.
UGGGCUGCAGCGGAGGCGAUGCUGUCCAGAGGACCCCAUUUCCCCAAUAUUGCACCCGUUUUUCCACCUGCACACCUUGUGGAGUCAUGGCAUCCUAUAUCGGGAGCAAAGCGAGGUGCACCCAGUGUUGCGAAUGCUAAAGGAAAAACCCAAAUGUAGGGCUUUUUUUUGGAGUGAAAUCAAGGCGGGAGAGUCCCUGGCAAGCAGCAGACUGCUCGGUUGAAAGCUUGCUGUUUCUUCAACGUUCACAGUGAUUUUCAUUAUAUCAUCAUUUUUUUCAAUUCGCUUGGAGGAGCUGAGCCAUCCAAAUUCCUUCCGUCGACGUGUCCUUGGCAGUCACAAGGGUUAGAGAGCAGAGGGGACGGAUGGAUGGACGGCUGAUAGUCGAAAAGACAACUGACUACCCUUCAGCCGAGUACUCCCUGGUGGAGGAUGUAGCCCUCCACUUCACGUGUUUGAUGGACAGACUGAACGAGCAGCGCCUCUUUCAGCCGGACCUGUGCGACGUGGACAUCGUGCUGGUGCAGCACAAGAGCAUCUUCCCGGCGCACAAGGGGGUCCUGGCAGCCUACAGCCAGUUCUUCCACUCCCUCUUCACCCAAAACAAGCAGCUGCAACGCGUGGAGCUCUCCCUGGAGGCCCUCACCUCUCAGGGCCUCCAGCAGAUCCUCAACUUCAUCUACACCUCCAAGCUCCUCGUCAACUCCUGCAAUGUGCAGGACGUGCUGAACGCGGCCGCCGUGCUGCAGAUGAACAACAUCGCGUCCUCCUGCCAGGACCUGCUGGACACGCGCUCGCUCAGCCUGGCUACCGACAUGGCCCUGCCCGCCGAGGGCUGUGCUGGCCCUCCGCCAUAUUACUGUGAGAUCAAGCAGGAGGUGGACACCCCUCACCCCAAAAUCUACGCCCGGGAAGGCACUGAUCCCUACUCGGUGCGGGUGGAGGAUGGGGCGGGUGGUGGGCCGCUGCCGCCAGGCCAGGCCAAGCAGUACUACAAGGAGGAGAAGGACGGUGGUCCGGGCGCUGUCUGCAAGGUGGAGGGUGAGGAAUCCGAGGAGGACUUGGACAGCCAGAGCUCCUACAACCGGGAGCAGAUCAUCGUGGAGGUGAACCUCAACAACCAGACUCUCAAUGUCUCUAAGGGCAUGGAGGGGAAGGCGGCCGCCAGCGAGGCGGCUGUGAUGGGGCGGCCCGAUGGAGAUGGACGUGACACGGAGGAGGAUGGGGAGGAGGAGAACGAGGAAGGGGAUGAGGAGGAGGAAGAAGAGGAGGAUGCAGAGGUGGGUGAGGAGGAAGAGGAGGAACACAGUGAGGAAGAAGACCUGGAGGAGACAACAGAAGAGGAGGAGGAGGAGGAGGAGGAGGAAGACACAUCAGAGGUGAAAAGGGAAAAGAGUGGGCAGACCCGCAGAGGAAGCCGAGCAUCCAAAGCCACCAAAUCUGCCAUGGCCACCCGGUCCCAGGAGAUGGCCAAGACAGAAGAGGAGGAAGAGGAAGAAGAGGAAGGGCAACGAGGAAGGAAGAGGAAGAAAGAGCAAGACGGGUUGGGCCAGAAGGUAAAACUGGAGGAGAAGCAGCACUACCCAUGCAAGAAGUGUCCCCGGGUCUUCAACAACCGCUGGUACCUGGAGAAGCACAUGAACGUCACGCACAGCCGCAUGCAGAUCUGUGACAAGUGUGGCAAACGCUUCCUGCUGGAGAGUGAGCUGCUGCUGCACCAUCAGACUGACUGUGAGAAGAACAUCCAGUGUGUGACGUGUGGGAAGGGCUUCAAGAAGCUCUGGUCUCUCCAUGAGCACAACAAGAUCGUCCAUGGCUACGCUGAGAAGAAGUUCUCCUGCGAGAUCUGCGAGAAGAAGUUCUACACCAUGGCCCACGUGCGCAAACACAUGGUUGCUCACACCAAGGACAUGCCCUUCACCUGCGAGACCUGCGGGAAGUCCUUCAAGCGCAGCAUGUCCCUCAAGGUCCAUUCGCUGCAGCACUCUGGGGAGAAGCCUUUCAAGUGUGAGAACUGCAACGAGCGCUUCCAGUACAAGUACCAGCUCCGCUCCCACAUGAGCAUCCACAUCGGCCACAAGCAGUUCAUGUGCCAGUGGUGUGGCAAGGACUUCAACAUGAAGCAGUACUUCGAUGAGCACAUGAAGACGCACACGGGUGAGAAGCCCUACAUCUGCGAGAUCUGCGGGAAGAGCUUCACCAGCCGCCCCAACAUGAAGCGGCACCGCCGGACCCACACGGGCGAGAAGCCCUACCCCUGCGAUGUCUGUGGCCAACGCUUCCGCUUCUCCAACAUGCUGAAAGCCCACAAGGAGAAAUGCUUCCGUGUCAGCAACCCCUUGGCAUCGGACACAGCGGUCCCUCAGCCUGCUGCCAGCCCGGCCCCGCUGCCCCCCGGCGUCUCCCCACUGCCGCUGCUUCCUCCCCUGCCACAGACCCUCCCUCCUCCUCCUCACCUACCACCCCCGCCUCCCCUGUUUCCUGCGGGGAGGAUAAAUUCAAACAACAAUUAGGUGCCCUUCCCCUGCACAGACUGCUCUGCCCUUUGGAAACACCUGGGGAGAUGUGGCUUCGCUUGCUCUCUACCCCAUUCCUCCUCCUUCUCGUUCUGGGGUUGUUUUGGUGUUUAUUUUUCUUUCUUUCUUUUU